Molecule: messenger RNA, 2187 nt
Organism: Sinocyclocheilus grahami
Lineage: Eukaryota; Metazoa; Chordata; Actinopteri; Cypriniformes; Cyprinidae
Product: gamma-adducin-like
Exons: 13
Coding region: 48-1715 (555 amino acids)
Biological process (GO): barbed-end actin filament capping
Cellular component (GO): cytoskeleton; plasma membrane; postsynaptic density
Molecular function (GO): actin filament binding
Source: RefSeq, a predicted model, not a curated record
UUGCUGUAAAACCAUAAAGAGCACUCAGAAUGGAGGGAACGUGUUGAAUGAAGGACAGAAGUGAAGAGUCCUUCAGAGAGGAGCUGGAUGUGUUGAUUCAGGAGCAGAUGAAUAAAGGAGGAAGCUCCUCUAAUCUGUGGGCUCUUAGACAGAUCGCAGACUUCAUGGCCACUCACGGAUCCCCGGCCUCGCUGCCCGUCUCUCAGUCCACCGUGAGCAUGGUGACCCCCAUUAACGAUCUGCACGGAUGGGACCCGGGCUCCAUGGUGAAGGGCGAGAGACUGAUGCGCUGCAAACUGGCCAGUGUUCACCGUCUGCUGGAUCUGUACGGCUGGACACAGCUGCCCAACACCUGCCUCACAGUAAGAAACGCCUUCGGUCAGCAUGCCAAGACUCACGCAUUACAAGUAAUUGUUCACCGUCUGCUGGAUCUGUACGGCUGGACACAGCUGCCCAACACCUGCCUCACAGUAAGAAACGCCUUCGGUCAGCAUGCCAAGACUCACGCAUUACAAGUGAAGGUGAAUAUUCUGGGCGAGGUUGUGGAGAAAGGCAGCACUGCUCUGGGAGUGGAUCUGUCUGCGUUUGCUCUGCAUUCUGCCGUCUAUUCAGCUCGACCGGACAUCCGCUGCCUUCUGCACCUCCACACUCCAGCCACGGCUGCGGUAUCAGCCAUGAAAUGUGGCCUUCUGCUGCUAUCCCAUGAGGCUUUGCUGGUGGGCGAUGUAGCUUAUUAUGACUAUAAUGGAGUGAUGGAGGAAGAAGAGGACAGAGUGGAGCUCCAGAAGAGCCUCGGCCCGACAUGCAAGGUGCUGGUGUUGAGGAACCAUGGCAUCGUGGCACUGGGAGAGUCAGUGGAGGAGGCCUUUUACACAAUCUACCACAUCCAGACCGCCUGUCAAAUACAGGUGGCAGCACUGUGCAGCGCUGGAGGAGAACAGAACCUGAUCAUGCUGGACCGCAGCGUUCACCGGCCCGUCGCCACAGGCACUGUGGGUUGGGCCGGAUCCACCUUCGGCCCCAUGCACAAGAGCAGGCUGGGAGAACAUGAGUUUGAAGCAUUGAUGAGGACGCUGGACAAUCUGUGGCAGAAGGCCGAGGAAAUCAUGCAGGGCAGUGGAUGGGCCAUUAAGAUAGAGAAUCCAAACCAGUUUGUCCCUCUGUUCACCAACCCACAGGAGGUGCUUGAGACUAGAAAUAAGAUACGGGAGCAGAAUCGCCAGGACAUGAAAACAGCCGGACCUCGGUCUCAGGUGUUAGCCAGCGUCAUCACAGACAACAGUCCACCGACUCCAGAAGCUGUGGGGCCUCCAUCCGCUCCGGAGCCGGAGACUCCGAACCCCUUCAACAAACUGACGGAUCGGGAGCUGGAGGAGUACCGCGAGGAGGUGCAGCGCAAGCAGGACGGUGUGGAGGAGGUAGUGAAUGACACGGGGGCCUCCCCCACAAAGACCCCACUGUCAGAAGCGGUGCAGAACGAUAAAGGCGAUGAAAAGAAACAGCAGGAGGAGCUAGAAAAACAAAUGAAGGCACUAUCCACCACUGACACGCCCUCGGCCCCGCCCCCGACUCCGCCCACUGCCCCGCCCAACAAACCCGCAGGCCACACCCCAGAGGUCUCGCCUUCCAAAUCUCCAUCCAAGAAAAAAAAAAAGUUCAAAGCUCCCUGUUUUCUAAAGAAAAGCAAGAAACAAAAAGAGAAAGCAGAAUCUUGAACUCUUACAGACAAGCGUUCUUCACUAGUACUUCACACACAAACACAUCUCCACAUCCAGUCAGACUCACUGUGUGUCCAUUUACUGACCUUCACAUGCCAUACGAGUUGUGUACGCGAUGCAAAUUUCACAAUGCUUCACUGAUGCACAUUGAAUAUGUGACCCUUCCCUUGCUUUAAAAUGAAUUGCACUGAGUACAUGCGUAGAAAAAAGAAUGUGGCACUGAGUAAGCAUUGAUUGUUCAUGUCUAUCGAUUCUGAUUGUUGCUCAUUAUCAUGUUUAUAGAACUACAUGUGGCAUUUUUUUAACUAUCAUAAGCAUCUCCAUCUCACUUUGUUGUGAAUAGCAGGGAUGAACUAAAUGAACAUGCACUGGAAAUCAUGAUUGCGAUGGCUUGCUAAUAAUAAACAUCAACAGGCCAAAAUAAGCAAGAUCAUGGCUUGAUGCUGCAAAGAAAAUCCAACUUUAAAUG